Messenger RNA from Schizosaccharomyces octosporus yFS286, 1966 nucleotides. Its product is annotated as BAR adaptor protein. Gene Ontology annotation, cellular component: cytoplasm. Gene Ontology annotation, molecular function: protein binding. The coding region runs from base 98 to 1558 and encodes 486 amino acids. NCBI's taxonomy places the organism in Eukaryota, Fungi, Ascomycota, Schizosaccharomycetes, Schizosaccharomycetales, Schizosaccharomycetaceae. The transcript has 2 exons. The record is from RefSeq and is a predicted model, not a curated record.
ACAAUGGUUUGUGUCUUCUAUUAAUUACGCCAAUGUUUCAUAGGUUUUAAGAAGUUUGAACUGUAAGAUUUUUGGGAGGUUUUGAACGAUUUUUAGUAUGAACAAACAUUUUGCAAGGUUAUCACAAUGGACAGGAGAGCGUUUUGGGUUCGAUCGGCAGAAAACGACUCUUUCGGAUGAUUUCUGUGAGUUACAAAGAGAAAUGGAACUUCGAUUUACUGGAAUUGAAAAGUUGCAUCAAAAUUUUAAUCAAUGGGUACAAUCUAUGGGACGUAAGAAGUCAUCCUUGGAUGAGCAGGAAAAAGCACUACCAGUUACCGCUUUAGGUGAUUCUUUCCUUAAUUUAGGAUACAUUUUAUCGAAUUAUUCUGUACAUUCCGACACUUACAACAUGUACGGAAAGACAUUAAUUCAGAUUGGAGCGCUACAAGAAAACUUCGUUCGCUUCGUCACUGAAUCGUACAUGAAAGAGUUGAAUGAAUGGCUUUCACAAAAAAAGGUUUUGGAGAUGAAAGAGAAAAAGCUUGAGAAUAGAAGAUUGGUAUUUGAUGCGCUUUCGACCAAAAUCCAGAAAGCUAAAAAGGAGGAUUCCAAAAUUGAAGAAGAAUUACGGAUGGCAAGAGGAAAAUAUGAAACAACGUUGGAAGAUUUUGAGGAAAGAAUGAUUGAAUUAAGAGAACUGGAGUCUAGUCAAGUCAAUAAGCUUAUUUUGUUAGUACGCAAACAAACUCAAUUUCAUGAACAAUGUCUUAAUGUCUUACGUCCAUUGGAGUCUCCAAAUUUUGGAGAGACUCACGAGCCUACGAAUCGUUCAAAACGAUCAUAUUCUACAAAGUCUUUAGCUUCUUCUCCUUCUGUCAUUUGCAAAGACCUUAAUCAGGCUAUGCAUCCCCAACCUUCUUCCCCUUCUCUUAGGUUAGAGCCAACUUCAUUGACUGCUCCAACACCUCUUACUGCUGAGGAAGAAGCUUUACUACCAGCCAAAUUGUUAAAGGACAUUGAAGAGUUGCAAUUAGGUGAUACACCAUUUCAACGGCCGCUUAGAAGGUCGCCAACGCCUGAAAUACCUACUGAAUCGAAGCCAGUGUUUACAGGACACACAUCUUCAAGUUAUUCUGUUUCUCAUGACAAGUCAGAAGUAUAUUCCCGUGAUUCUGAAAGCGAUUAUAUACCCAAAGUGAAAAUGGAAUCUGGUCAACGUUCUUCGCUUUCAGAGAUGCCCACAUCAACAAACUCAUAUGAAAAACAAAAAGAAUUUGCAAAUCAACGCAGUAAAAGUUUACCUUCCGUUGUACCUCAUCAUAGAGGCUUGGAGGUUGUAAGGAUGAAAUAUCAAUAUGAACCACAAAUGGAGGAUGAGUUAGCUCUGAAAAAAAAUGACAUUUUACUUGUCUUAAAAAAAGUUAAUGACGGAUGGUGGGUAGGCGAGCAGCUAAAUGAUGAUGGAAGUUUGACUGGAAAUACUGGUUUGUUUCCGUCAAACUUUUGCAUGCUUGAACAUAAUUAUGCUUAUUUAGAUAAGAUUCCCAAAGCACUAAGUGAUUAUGAAAAUGCCUAAUUUUCUUGAAAGUGGUUUAAAGGAACGCAUAACUAGCUUUGGUUUCGUAAAUAGUGCGAACCUUUUUAUUUGGCUGGUUUAUGGGAUUGUUACAACGGUACUGAACGAAUUCUACACAUAUAUAUUGCUAAUUAAUGUUUCUGGGCUUCCUCUCUUUUUAAAGGUACCUUUACUCGCUAUUGUCUUGGAAAUUUGAAUACUAGUAUUGAACCCCAAAGGCUUUCAAUAGUUUUUCUAUGAAUUUCUCAUUUCAAAAUUUGUUUGUUUGUUUGUUUUUACUUUUACAUAUAUACGACACUACCAUUCUUAGAUAUAAUAUUUUAGCGAUGAUAUUAUUCAAAGUCAAUCUUAAAACUCAACUUUUAAUUGUCGAAAUCAGCAACGUAAAGGUAAAAACAUUAACGGAGU